AGUAGUCUUCAGGAUGUAAACAUGAUCACUGUCACAUGAAAGAAACGCCAAAAUGGUCUUCGAGAGCUUGGUGGUGGAUGUCUUAAACCGAUUUUUAGGUGACUAUGUUGUCAACCUUGACAGCUCACAGCUCAAGCUCGGGAUCUGGGGAGGUGAUGCAGUUCUUCGGAAUCUUGAAAUAAAGGAAAAUGCCUUGAGUCAACUGGACAUUCCCUUUAAAGUCAGAGCUGGUCACAUAGGGCGUCUGGAGCUAAAGAUACCAUGGAAGAACCUCUACAACCAGUCUGUGGAGGCCACACUGGAUGGUGUCUUUCUGCUUAUCGUCCCCACAGCAAGUAUAAAGUAUGAUGCAGAAAAGGAGGAAAAGCAGCUACAGGAGGCUCGCCAAAGAGAACUGCAGCGGAUAGAAGAGACAAAACUGAAGGCUGCUGAGCAAGAGAAUCCCAAACUGGAAAAACAGGACACUUUUGUUGAAAAACUUGUCACCCAGGUCAUCAAAAACCUGCAGGUGAAGAUCUCCAACAUCCACGUCCGCUAUGAAGAUGAUGUCACAAAUCCCAGCCGCCCUUUGUCAUUUGGCGUGUCUCUUAAAAACCUCAGUCUUCAGACAGCUGAUGAGAACUGGAAUCCCAGUCUUCUGGAUGAAAAUUCCAGACUUUUCUUCAAGUUGGUGCAAUUAGACAGCUUGUUUGCCUACUGGAAUGUCAACUCAGUCCUUUUCUCCAAUCAUACUUCAGAUGAUGCCUUGCAAUGUCUCCAGAGCAGCAUGGAAAUCAACCCCUCGUUUCCUGUCUGCCAUGAUUUCAUUUUUCGUCCUAUCUCUGCGGACGCUAAAUUGCGGAUGAAUCCGAGGUCAGAUGUGGACUUCUCCUCUCCCAAAGUGGAUCUGAUGGUCAACCUCAGUGAGGUGGCCAUUGAGCUCAACAGAAGCCAGUACAUUAGCAUCUUGGAACUGCUGGGCUCAGUGGAUAUGAUGUCCCGUAACCUACCGUACAGGAAAUACAGACCUGAGGUCCAAGUUCACAAGAAUGCUGGAAUAUGGUGGAGGUACGUGAUCUCAAGCGUUCUGGAGGUGGACGUAAAGCCGCGGCUCCGCAUGUGGUCGUGGCGGCACAUCCGCUGCCAUCGGCAGAUGGUGAAAUGCUACAGAGAGCUGUACAAGACGAAGAUCACCAGCAAGAAACCCAGUGAGGAGCUGCUCAAGCAACUCGAGGAGCCUGAGAAGACCUUGGAUAUCUUUAACAUCACGCUGGCCAGACAGCAGGCUGAAGUUGAGGCAAGCAAAGCAGGCCUGCGUAUAUACCGUCCAGGGGUGAAGAUGGAGGAAGAGGAGUCACAGGGAUGGUGGGGCUGGAUGUGGAACUGGGGAGGAGAUCCUGAAACAGAAACAAAAGAGGUCAAGACUGGAGGGUUCGAUGAGCUUUUAACCCCAGCAGAGAAAGCCAAACUUUACACUGCCAUUGGAUACAGUGACACUGCUGUUAAUCCCAACCUGCCAAAGAAUUUUGAGGACAUGAAGGUCAACUUCCACAUGGAGAGGUUAAUUAUAUCCAUCAAAGACAACAAGGACAAAAACGAUAUCAUCAGGCUGACCGUGGGAGAGCUCAUGUCUACACUCACACAGAGACCUGGAGCUCAAGCCAUCAAACUCACAGCCCAGCUUACUUUGUUUGAGGUCACAGGCCUGGCCCACAACCGACCUGCACCCACCCUCCUGUCAUCCAGGAAAGCUGCCACCGGAGCCGGGACCCCCCUGCUCUGCUUCCUGUUUGAGACCAACCCACUGGAUGAGAGUGCCAACCAGCGACUCCAUGUGGAGUCUCAGCCUCUGGAAAUCAUCUAUGAUGCUGUAACAGUCAACAGCAUGUCGGCUUUCUUCAUGCCUCCCGAUGACCUGCAGCUGGAUGAACUCACCAAUGCGACCCUGAUGAAACUCGAGCAAUUCAGAGAUCGCACAGCCACAGGUUUAAUGUAUGUGAUAGAAACACAGAAAGUUCUGGACCUGAAGGUGAACCUGAUGGCCUCGUAUGUCAUCAUUCCACAAACUGGCUUUUACAAUGGCUCCCAGAACAUCAUGCUGCUGGAUCUCGGUCAUUUUCAGAUGUCCAGUCAAAGUAAGAAGAAUCUGCCUCAGCUGUCCGUGUGCAGCAGCAACAUCGAGGACAUCAUGUCCAGAGCGUACGACAGCUUCGACAUACAGCUCAGCAGCCUGCAGCUCAUUUAUAGCAAACCAGGUGACGACUGGAAAAAGGCUCGGAAACAGAAAAGAUCACCGCUUCACAUCCUAGAGCCAGUGGAUCUAAAAGUGAUUUUCAGCAGAGCGAUGGUCGUCAAAGACUCCCGCAUGGCAAAGUACAAGAUGUCUGGAGAGCUCCCUCUUCUGUCUCUCCGCAUCUCUGAUAAUAAACUUCGAAGUGUUCUGGAGCUGGUUGACAGCAUCCCACUGCCUGAGAGCAAACCUGCUGCACGCAGUGCCACGUCGGGAUCAAAGCCGAGGCAGUCGUUCACUCCUCAGCUCACUCCCAGAAGACCUCUGAACUUGGCUGACCAGCGCUCCUCUCUCAUUUUUGAGUCGUGCGAGACCAUCAGCAUCACUUCACUGGGAUCAGAAGAAGACUUGUUCUUCGAUGCUCCCAGCUCUCCUAUAGGAGAUAAACCGUUCUUCCCAGACAACCCCAUGCCGCUGCGCUAUGCAGAUUUAAGCAAGAGGAAAAGUCUCAUCAAGGACGACGUUCAGAAGAACAUGACAGACCUCAUCUUGACGUUUGAGAUCAGUGAGUUUUCUGUGGAGUUGUGUCGUCUGUCUGGAGGUCAGGAGGUCACAGUGCUCCACCUGGACAUCGAGGGUCUGGGCACUGAGCUGAAGCUGCGCACGUUUGACAUGACGUCCAACACUUACCUGCGAGAGAUUUGCCUCAAGUGUCCAGAAUACAUGGAUUCAGAAGAUAAACAAGUUCAGCUGAUUACCACUCUAGACAACACAGAAGUUGAUCUGCUCACCCUGGAGUACAUCAAGGCUGACAAGAAAGGUCCUGAGUUCAAGUCUCUGCAUAACAAUACAGAGCAGCUCAUCAAGGUGACCUUUUCCUCCCUGGACGUUCAUCUCCAUACGGAGGCUCUUCUGAAUGCCAUGAACUUUCUGAACAACCUCCUUCCACCAUCGACCAAGAAGGAAGGAGGGCAGGACGAGCUCCCGACCAUCCCCGAGGAGGACGAGGCCGAUGGAGAAAAGGAGGGCGAGAAGAAAGAGGAAACCACUGUAGCCAAGAAGAAAACUUCCAAAACUUCGAAGUUCGCAGAUGUUGUUAACCUGCAUAUCAGAGCUGAUCUGCGCUGCCUGAAGGUUUACAUCCGAGGACAGAAAGCCAGGAUAUCCGAGAUCAGUAUUGAAGGACUGGUCGCUGAGGUCUUGAUGAGGAAGAAAGAGAUGGAGGUUCUGGCCAACUUGAAGAACAUUGUGAUCCUGGACUGCAAUAAAGAUGCCUUUUAUAAGAAGGCUGUGUCCAUUGCGGAUAAGGAAGUGUUUGAUUUCCGCAUGGUGAACUAUACAGACGCAACAGAAGGAGACGCCUACCUGGACAUGUCUAAAGUUGACACUGCUGUCACCCUGACGGUGGGAUGCAUUCAGGUCAUCUUCCUCAAUAAGUUUGUCUCCUCCAUACUGGCAUUCAUCAAUAACUUUCAGGAAGCUAAAGAGGCGCUGGCCGAGGUGACGGUCCAGGCUGCAGAAAAAGCAGCCUCGGGUGUGAAGGAGCUGGCAGAGCGGAGCACUCGGAUUGCCCUGAAUGUCCACUUCAAUGCGCCCGUCAUCUUCCUCCCCCAGUCCUCCUCGUCCUCAAACGUCAUUGUGGCUGACCUCGGUCGUUUGUCAGUGAAGAACCACUUUGUCAAGCAGCCCUUUAAAAGUGACGCAACGAUCCCGCCUGUGGUGGAUAUCAUGUCUGUGAUACUGACUGAUCUGAAGAUGUACAGAACAACUUAUGUAAAUGAAGGUUUUCAAGGAGAAACGCAGCUGUUGAAGCCAGUCAGCCUGGACUUGAAAAUCCAGAGAAAUCUUUCAUCCAACUGGUACCACAGCAUCCCUGAUAUAGAGAUCACAGCUCAUCUGAAGCCCAUGGCGCUGAUCCUCUGUCAGGAUGACAUGACGGUGGUUCUGAGGACACUGAGUGAAAACCUCUCGGAGAAGUCCGACGCUGUCCCACCUCCAGCCGAGCUUCCCUCCACUGAUCAGUCCUCUGACUCUGCUUCCCACAAAGACUCGCCGAGCUCUGGGGCCACCGGACCGUCCAGCAGCAACACAGUCGUGACCGCUGCUGUUGUGGAGACCCAGAAAAACAGCAAGCUGAAGACAACCCUCAAAUUAGACUUCAAGUUUGACUCCCUGACGCUGGUUCUGUACACUCCGCAUGAGAACGAGAUUCAGCCGUUGGACCCCCAUGAUGAGCAGUUGAAGCUGGCAGAGUUUACUCUGGGCACCAUCUCCACCUCCAUCCACAUGUUCUCCAACGGCUCCAUGAAAGCCUCGGUCCGACUCUCUGCAUGCCUUCUGGACGACAAGAGGCCAAGAAUCAAAAUGGUCACCCCAAGGAUGAUGGCGAUGCGUCCCGGCGCAGAACAGAACAUGAUGGUGGAGGUGAACUACCGCCAGGGCCAGGACGGCACUACUUUAGACACCCUGGUGCAGGACGUGUACCUGUGUGCCAGCAUGGAGUUCCUGCUCACCGUGGCAGAUAUCUUUCUGAAGGCCUCCCAGCAUGGCUUUGCUCAGGUGCCACCUACCAAGAACAGCGGCGGUUCUGGAGAUAAGAAGAACAUCAACUCCUCCAUCGCAUCGAAAGAGUCCACUGCCGCUCCAGCCACAGUGUCAAAGACGGAGAUGAAUGUCGUCGUGCGAAACCCGGAGAUCGUGUUUGUGGCCGAUUUGACGCGUGCGGACGCCCCGGCGCUUGUGAUGACCACACACUGUGAACUUGUGAUGAAAAAUGGCGCCGACGGAUCCCAGAUGACUGCUAUUAUCAAAGACCUCAAGGUGGUGGCAUGUCCCUUCUUAAGGGAGAAGAGGAAAAACAAUGUAACCACAGUCCUGCAGCCUUGCCAAGUGUUCUAUCAGAGCACUCAGUCUCCGACCUCUCCUCAGACGAUGGAGGUCUCAAUCAAUGCUCUCUCACUGAAGGUAUCGCCGAUCAUCAUCAAUACGGUGAUCACCAUCCAGUCAGCGCUGACGCCCACGGCGGAGACGCCCGAAGAGCUGGACAGCCCCGUCCCCGUGGACCUGUGGGAGAAACGCAGCUGGAAGGAGUUCAAGUUCUGGUUCCUGGAAGAGGCGGGAGAUGAAGAUACAAAGGCUGUGGUCCCUCUGAUUCCAUCGGGGGAGUCCUUACAGGUGACCAUCAGAUCGAUCUGUCUGACUCUGGAGGCUGGAGUCGGACAUCACACUGUCCCGAUGCUUCUGGCGAAGUCCUCCUUCCACGGAGAUGUAAAAAACUGGUCCACACUCAUCAAUUUAAACAGCGAGCUCAACCUAGAGGUUCACUAUUUCAAUGAAGUUAUGGGAGUGUGGGAGCCACUGCUGGAGCCUUUGGAAGAUGAGACGAGAGAUAGUUUCCGACCAUGGAGACUGGAGCUGAAGAUGAAGAAGAAGCAAAUGAAACACUCGGGCCUGUCAGAUGAAGUGGAUUUCAAUGUCCCGGACUACAAGACAGUCAUUGUUUUCAGCAGUGAAGACCAGCUCAAUAUCACUCUCUCCAAAUGUGGACUGGCCAUGCUGAGCAACCUGGGCACGGCGUUUGCAGAAGCGGCCAAGCAGACAGCAGAGUGUUUUCAAAAGGACGAAGCUCCAUUUAUCUUGAAGAAUCGCCUGGGCCUCCCGGUGUCUGUCCGCCACAGUGAGAUGUUUUGUCCCAUCGGGCAGCAGAGCACCAAUUACACAGUGGAGCUGCAGGACGGGGAAACCCUUGGGAUGGAUUACUCGGCCACAGCGGAGUCUGACCAGUUCUCAGCUAUGAUUUCCUUGAGUGGAAAAGAUUACUACAUACAGCCAACUCCAGUGGGACACACCUCCACGAGUGUGAUCCCCCUGAUCAAGGUGGGCAGAGGGAUGUACAGCGUGAUGCACAAAGACUCGGGGGUGACUCGCUUCCUGGUCUGUCAGAUUUACUCCGUCGAGGGCAGCAAAUACAUCAAGAUCCGGUCGCCAUUCCAGAUCAUCAAUCAUUUCUCCAUACCAUUCAAAGUCUUUGAAGGAACUACGUGUCUGGGAACAGCUCUUCCCACUGAGGAGUUCUGCGUGCCUCUGGACUCAUACAGGUCGGAGCUGAGCCUUCAGCCGGUGGCGGAAGACGCCGCCGAGGGCCAGUGCGAGCAGUUCGAGUGCUCGGAGGGCUUCAGUUACGAGGACCUCGUCAACCAGCAGCCCGAGACUCGCCUCCAGCAGACCUGCCGCCGCGCCGGACCUCUGGGCGGCGUGAUGACGGUCAACAUGGUGCCGGUGAAGGACGCGGUGACGUUCAAACACACGGGAGGCGUCGGGGAGAACUUUGACGUGCCGUUUGUGCUUCACCUGUGGCCGUCUAUACUGCUACGCAAUCUGCUGCCUUACCCCAUCACCUACACUCUGAAGGACUCUGGAGUGUGUGUUCCUGAAGCCACUCUGGACCCCGGCCACUCCGCUCAGCUCCAGACUGCCGUCAUCGACCAGUCAAGUCUCGACCUUCGCCUUCUCAACUACUUGGCUCAGGACUGGUCUGCUGAAUACAGUCUCCAUAGCGACCAGGAAGAGAUCACCUUCAUCGUGUUUCAGUCUCUGCGAGUGGAUGACGAAGACGACGGCGAGGGGGAGGAGAGUAAGAGGCCCGAGCUGGACAUAGCGGUGCACGUCAAGAACGACCCGGGGCAGAUGGUGAUCGCCGUCCACUCCCCGUACUGGAUGGUGAAUAAGACGGGCCGCCUGCUGCAGUACAAGGCCGACGACAUCCACCGCAAACACCCGCUGGACUACGACAUGCCGCUGCUCUUCUCCUUCAAGCCUCGCUACUUCCUGCGCAACAAUAAAGUCCGUCUCAUGAUCUCGGAGAGCGAACUCUCAGACGACUUUUCCCUGGAUACCGUCGGCAGCCAUGGAGACGUAAAAUGCAAAGGCCGCUAUAAAGAUUAUUUGGUUGGCGUGAAGAUCGAUGCGAGCAGUUUCAGUUUGACCCGAAUCGUGAGCUUUGUGCCUUUCUACACGCUGGUCAACACAACAAAGCACACUGUCUUCAUCUGUGAGGAGGGGCAGGAAAACUGGACCGAAGCACAGCCACAGCAGUCAGCGAUUCCCUUCUGGCCUGAAAACGACACCAAGAGGCUAAAAAUCAAAGUGGAAGGCUGUUUGUCGCCUCCUCUGAUAAUUGACUUCACACGGCCAGAAAACUGUCUGCUGCUGCAUCUGGACAAGUCUGUGGGGGGGAUCAUUGUCGACGUGAACCUGUCUGAGCACUCGGCCACGAUCCGGUUCUCCGAGUACCACGAUGGUGCCGCCCCCUUCCUCAUCAUCAACCACACCAAAGACCAGACGCUUCUGUUCCACCAGAGCGUCCGGACAGGAAGCACGUGGGUUCCUGACGAGCUGCUCGACCUCUCCUUCUCAGUGGAGGAGGACAGCUCUCAGAAGGUGACGGAGCAGGAGAACCUGGAUCCUGGAAAAGCGGUGCACUACACCUGGACCGAGCCCACCGGGUCCCGGGAGCUGUGCUGGAGCUGCGGCUCUUACAGCGGGAAGCUGAAGAGUGAGGAGGAUCUGCUUGAGAACAUUGACAACAAGGGAAAACUAUUCGUGAUUUCCUUUUACGAAGGUCUCCAGCGUGUCGUGCUCUUCACUGAGGAUCAGCGGAUCUACAGGGUGCUCUGUGAGAACGAGCGGGUGCAGCUGGCGGAGCAGGAGAUCAUCCUGUCGCUGCAGAACGUCGGCGUGUCUCUGGUCAACAACAGCAGUGGGCAGGAGGUCUCCUUCAUCGGUAUCACAAGCUCGGAUGUCGUGUGGGAGGCGAAGCUGAAGAAGAAGAAGGGUCGGUGGAAGCCUCUGACCACUAAAGAGACGGACAUGCUGGAGAGCAGCUUCAAAGAUUACCUGGAGUCUGGACCCGUGGACAACGGCAUCGUCGAACUGGAAUCCGGUUUCCAGGUGUCCUUCACUCCCAACGGCAUGGACAUGCGGAUGCUGCAGCCCACCGAGGCUCCUCUCCGGAGGCACUUCCUCCCCGGAGUGAAGGUGGAGUACAGCGUCUCUCCUCGGCAGAGAGCCUACCGGGUUCAAAUCAACCGAAUACAGAUCCAGAACCAGCUGCCGGGGGCGAUCUUCCCUUAUGUUUUUUACCCUGUGAAGCUGCCAAAGUCUAUCACCAUGGACUCAGAACCCAAGCCGCUCACCGACAUCAGCAUCAUCACCAGAGCAGCAGGGCACUCGGACAUCUCUCGCAUCAAAUAUUUUAAGGUACUGAUUCAGGAGAUGGAUCUGAAGCUGGAUCUGGGUUUCCUUUAUGCCAUCCUGGACCUGUUCAGUUCAGAGAACGCCAUCACCAUGACUUCGGAGCAGGAGGUGGAGCUGUUUGAGAAGGACAUUGAGUAUAUAAAGACAGAACUGGAUCACGUCUCAGCUGCUGACACGUCUCCCAUCAGCCUCUACGAGUACUUCCACAUCUCCCCCAUCAAGCUGCACCUGAGUUUCUCUCUGAGCUCCGGAGGAGAGGACGGCUUGAAGGAGAAGCGAGAUUCGGAGCUCAUCCCUGUCCAGUCGCUCAACCUGCUGCUGAAGAGUAUCGGAGCGACGCUCACCGACGUGCAGGAUGUUGUGUUCAGGCUGGCCUUCUUUGAGUUGACCUUCCAGUUUUGUACCACUCAGCAGUUACAGUGGACGGUCAUCAGACAUUAUUCUAAGCAGGCCAUCAAACAGAUGUACGUUCUGGUGCUGGGCCUGGAUGUGCUUGGAAACCCCUUCGGCCUCAUCAGAGGAUUGUCAGAAGGAGUGGGAGCUUUCUUCUAUGAGCCCUAUCAGGGAGCGAUCCAGGGUCCUGAGGAGUUUGUUGAGGGAAUGGCUCUUGGGGUGAAGGCUCUGGUCGGAGGAGCUGUAGGCGGCAUCGCAGGCGCAGCCUCCAGGAUCACGGGCGCCAUGGCGAAAGGCGUCGCUGCGAUCACGAUGGAUGAAGACUACCAGCAGAAACGACGAGAAGCCAUGAACAAACAGCCCAGUGGUCUGAGAGAAGGACUGACCAGAGGGGGGAAAGGACUGGUGUCUGGAUUUGUCAGCGGGAUCACAGGAAUUGUUACCAAACCUAUUAAAGGGGCGCAGAAGGAGGGGGCUGCGGGCUUCUUUAAAGGCGUUGGUAAAGGUCUGGUUGGUGCAGUCGCCAGACCUACGGGGGGCAUCAUCGACAUGGCCAGCAGCACCUUCCAGGGGAUCAAGCGAGCUGCUGAGACGUCGCAGGAUGUCGAGUCUCUCCGUCCUCCUCGCUUCAUCCACGAGGACGGCGUCAUCCGGCCGUACAAACAGAGGGAAGGCCUCGGCAGCCAGAUGCUUCAGAAAAUCGAGAACGGUCGUUUUGCCAAGUACAGAUACUUUGCUCACGCUAAAGUCAACGAGUCGGACUUCCUCAUGAUCACCAAGAGGGGGAUAUUUUUUGUGACCAAAGGAACGUUUGGCCAGCUGACCUGCGAGUGGCAGUAUCUGUUCGAAGAGUUCACCAAGGAGCCGAUGAUUGUAGAGGACCGCCGCCUUCGCAUUGAGGCCAAGGAAAGAGUGAAAUCUGUCUUCCACGCCAAAGAGUUUGGGAAGAUCAUCAACUUCAAGACUCCUGAGAUUGCCAAGUGGGUUCUCACCAAACUGGAGGAUGCAAGAGAGAGUUUACCCAAAUACUAACUCGUCAAGGAGACGCAAACAUGCUCAACACACCGUCACACAGACGGAGCUCUGUGUGUGCGUACACGUGUGCGUGUGUCAGUGCCUUUGUUCUUUACUGCAUGCCAGUUUAGUUUGGUUUUUUUUUUUCCUCCGUGCGCAGUGCACAAACUUCACGCUGACAGCCGGGUGUGUGUCUGGGCCUCAAAGUGUGCAUGUGAACACAAGUGCUCCACACACUCGCAUUCACCACAGCGACAGAAUGCAUCACUCUGACAUUGCACUCUUCCUUUUGCACAUCAGUAGUAUUUUUUUUUUUUUAGAGACACUAUUAUUAUAGUAUGAUCACAUCUUGGAAUAUUCUGCUUAAAUCCCGAGAUGCUGGCUCGUGCCACUUUUCUGUCAGUUUGCCAUAAGAUGUUCUCUGAAACAUGCUCUGUGUCUUUAAUUACACUCUCUUUGAGGGUUAGAAACGGCUAAUCAUUAGAAAAAAAAAAAAAAAAAAAAAAACAACUUGAAUACCACCGAGGCCAAAUUAACAACUGUUGUAGCACAUUUCAAUUAUUUUACUGGGUUACACAAAAGGGAAAAAAAAAAAAAAAA
Salarias fasciatus (jewelled blenny) is the source of this 10471-nucleotide messenger RNA. It is a transcript of the gene vps13a, whose product is annotated as vacuolar protein sorting 13 homolog A. Gene Ontology annotation, biological process: protein retention in Golgi apparatus; protein targeting to vacuole; autophagy. The transcript is spliced from 76 exons. NCBI's taxonomy places the organism in Eukaryota, Metazoa, Chordata, Actinopteri, Blenniiformes, Blenniidae. The record is from RefSeq and is a predicted model, not a curated record. The coding region runs from base 53 to 9889 and encodes 3278 amino acids.